AUGUCUUCAAAAUAGUACUGUAGGUCACAUUAGUUAAAGCAUCAACAAACAUUUGUGACUGACGUAGCUACUUCAAAUAGGCUCGUGCCUCCGUCAGCACUGCUCAGACUGGAACAGGCUGAGAGAAAGCAGAAUCAGAAUGAAGCAGUUGCUUGUGUUUAUCUUCCUCCUGGCCCUCAUGACCGCCUUUGCAGACGCUUCACCAAUUUUGGCUGAGAAAGAAGCCAAACAGAUUCUGAGAACUCGUCGUGAAGACAGACAAAGAAAAGCUGGUUUCCCUGAUGAGCCAAUGAGGGAGCACAUGCUUUAUCUCCAGCGCUUGGAGCAGAGAUCAGAAGAGCAGUUCCUGGAACACUGGUUGAACCCACACUGCUUGCCGCACUGCAACCGGGAUUUAGUCCAUCCAAUCUAAUGGUGUCGCCUACCCUGUGACUGAUCUCUUCAUGGCUGUGGAAGAUACAUAGUGUGACUGUGCUGAGGACAAGAUUAUUACUGCAUUGGCUGUGUGCUCCUUGUGGAGCUGAAUCUCUUUGCAAUAAUUACAAUCCUUGUGCUAUGGCAAAACUUCCAAACAUAGGUAGCCAGCCAUAUUAUAGACCAAUAUACAUUUUCCACCUGUAAAGGAAAUAGUGACUGCAUGCAUGAAUAAAUAAAGACUUUCCUCCAAGUUCUGAGCUACAGGCAAGAAUAAAUCACUAAUGAGUCUAGAG
Lagopus leucura (white-tailed ptarmigan) is the source of this 710-nucleotide messenger RNA. It is a transcript of the gene CUNH17orf67, whose product is annotated as chromosome unknown C17orf67 homolog. NCBI's taxonomy places the organism in Eukaryota, Metazoa, Chordata, Aves, Galliformes, Phasianidae. The coding region runs from base 140 to 412 and encodes 90 amino acids. The record is from RefSeq and is a predicted model, not a curated record. The transcript has 4 exons.